Histoplasma capsulatum G186AR is the source of this 2016-nucleotide messenger RNA. Its product is annotated as pH-response regulator protein palI/rim-9. Bases 1 to 2016 code for a protein of 671 amino acids. Gene Ontology annotation, cellular component: plasma membrane; cell division site; growing cell tip. The record is from RefSeq and is a predicted model, not a curated record. The transcript is spliced from 3 exons. Lineage: Eukaryota; Fungi; Ascomycota; Eurotiomycetes; Onygenales; Ajellomycetaceae.
AUGCUCUUACGGCCAGCAACGCCGCUCACGGUUCUCCUCCUCACGGCGUUUGUUCUUUUACUGCUUUCUGUUUUGUCAACACCAGUGGUCAAAUCGAUCCCUAUCGCGACUGUUGAUGAUAUUAAGUUUGGUAUUUUUGGGUAUUGUGUGGGCAGCAAUUGCUCGCCUAUCCGUGUCGGGUAUACUUCGAAUGGGCUGUUCAACGAUGCGUCUCGGGAUGAGGAUUUUAGCCUCCCGUCAAGCGUUCGCCAUUCGCUGUCCUCCCUUCUAAUCGUCCAUCCGGUUGCUGCAUUCCUCACUCUUACCUGCUUUGGCUUGGCAGCGGCGGCCCAUUUCCAUUCUCCAUCUCAUUCACCUAGAUAUCUGCUUGGGCUUCUCAUUCUACUCCUGCCGACCCUCCUCGUAUCACUCCUUGCAUUCCUUGUCGAUAUCCUUCUUUUCGUGCCUCAUCUAGAAUGGGGUGGGUGGGUUGUACUUGCAGCAACCAUUCUGAUUACCGCGAGCGGGGUUCUUACUUGCGCUAUGCGACGAACUCUUGUAAGCCGAAAAGCUAGGAAAAAGCGAAUUGCAGAAAAUGCAGAAAUGAGUGGAGAGAAUUUCUAUAGCCGCCAAAAUGCUAUAAAGUUGGAUCCUCCGCCAAUCAUAACGGAGCAAACCGAAGCUUCUCUGCCCAACAUGACAUCGCCAGACUCUCUGCCAGCGUUUGCACGCUUCGAAAGCAAUUCAAGAUCCAUUGAUGAUGACAAACUGCUUCUCAAUGAUGGCACUCCAAGUAGCACUAGCCCCGAUGGCGGAAACACCAUCCGUCUCCCUGGUGACAGACGCAGCCCCGGGCCAUAUGAAAGCAGACCGUAUAAUUCUCCAGUAGAUGAGUACGGCAAUCCUCUUCCACCGGGAACUACCGGCUUUGGACCACCUCAGAUGCGAGGAACGCAUUCAGAUCCCAGAUUACGGAAUCAAUAUUCGAAUAGCAGUAUGGGAUCCCAGCGCGGCCGUGGAUAUGGCUAUGGCCCACCUCGCGGGAGGGGUGGUUAUCCAAUGAGAGGUCGAGGCGGUCCAUACUAUGGCCCAAGAGGGCCACCGCCGCAUGGCUACGGGAUGCGCGGCAGAGGAGGUCCGAUGGGCCCGGGAAUGAUGGGUAGAGGUCGAGGACCGCCUCCAGGCUACCCGCCGGAAGUAUUGGAUGAAUACCGCGCGUACGGGGCGGCUUCUCCUCUUCCAGGUGGAUAUGGAGACCCAGGUAGUCGCUCUGACUAUGGUUAUGACGGCGCGCGAGGCCCAUCUCCAGUGGGCCCAGGAUAUAUUCCUGCUGAGAUGCAACCUGGGUUGGGCGCAGGUCCGGUAGCUAAUCAUGGACAAGAUCCCCACAAUCCAAUGGAUAAUUCUGUCGCUAGGGAUUACACUGGUCUUCACCCGGAACAAAUCAAUCAACCUAAUCCAAGCCCUCCAAGCGUACACAACGAGCAAGCAGAAUAUAUUCCACCCCGGGCGGCAUGGGAACAAGCUUUACGAGAACCUUCCCUUCCAGUGAUCGAACGCCAAUCUCCGAGCCCACACGGCCAAGCACCAAUCCCGCAUUCCACCUCUCGCGGUGAUUAUUAUGAAGAUGUUGAACCCCGUUUCGCCGAACCCAAUGAUUUGCCCCCUGCACUCACGCCUGGCGCUCUUGGUGAGCUACAUCCAAGUUCAUCUCUUGAAGAUAUCCCCGAGGGCGCGCACUCACCAGCAGCCAGUGAAACCAGCCACUUCACCUCCAUAUCCCAACGCGGCGUAAACCCGAAGUGGCGGUCUCCGGAAGCUGAAGUGAGACACGACAAGCAAAGGCGACAAGAUUUGCUGCUGGGCAGCAAUCCCGAUUUCGAACUCCCCGUUGGGAGAGGCCGGGGUGGGGGUUCUGGUAGGAAGAGAAAGCCAACGGCGCCUGUUAUGCCGUCCAUUCCAGCUACCCCGCCACUGCUAAACAGCGGCCGGAAUGAUGGCGGUGGCAGAUAUCCUACCCCUACGCCACCUCCGUGA